AUGGCACUGCAACGCGAUUCCAAUAAACUGAAGGCACCAGAUGCUAUUGCUGCCGAUGCUGCUGCUGCUGCUUCCAUCGCCGCCACCACUAGCGCAAGCCAUAGUCCACCAGACUUAUUUGAAGCUUGGCCAAAGUGGCCGACGCAUCAGCAAGAUGAUCCACUGGCACAACAGCGAGGAGGUGAGCAAAUCUCAACUGCUCAUGGUAUCUCUCUCAACCAAGGCCGCAGGCCAUCCAAAGCAGAAGCUACUCCAGGACAACCCCCAUCUCUGGCCGCCAAGUUACAUUUAGAGCAUUUAGAUUUGAGCGAGACCCAUGAAGAAAGCUACUCGUAUGAUAUAACAGGAAAUAGAAUCAAAUACCACAGAGACUCAUGGACACACAAAAUCAGGACUGGAGUUACUGCAAAUAGACAGUUGGCGUGGGAUAUUGUGUGGUGCUUCGUCCUGCCAAUCAUCAUAUUUCUAGUGUUAUUCUCUAUCGAUGCAGAAGGUCGGGUUUAUGAGGUUUAUCCAGGACGUGGUGGAUGCAGUGUGGCAACAAGCUCGAAGCGCGGUGAUUGGAUACGCGAAAUCAUCCUUGAAGUCCUUGCAACAUCUGCUGCGCUUGUAGGGCUAAUCUCUGCAGCAUUGGCUGUGCAUCAUUUCCAAAGACAAAACGGAAGUUGUAAUAUUAAUAUCAAGAGCUUGGCACCAUCGCCUGAUGUACUCCGCCUUUAUAAUGCAGCAAAGUCAGCUCACCAAUAUCUCAGACUCUGCCUUAGUUUGAAUAUUAUCUUAUUUUUGGCUCGAGCCUUCAACAUAGGGCUGUAUAUCUCCUACUUCGUGGCCUUUUCUCGUCCCUCUCCCCAUCCUACUCCAUCCCUAUCCGCAGAGGGCCAAGUAGUUGCUGCACAGCCGCAGCUUGAUAGUAUAAGCGGGCUGUUCCGGUUAGCAGACCAUGAUCAUGAAUUGUAUCAGAUCGCAAUAACCUUGUUUAUUCCGGCUGCUGCCUUUCUGUUCUUAACCUGGGACUACCUUUGCGAAUGGAAGGCCAAGCUUCUCGAAUACUUCUCCCGCAUUCAAGAAGAAGAAGACGGUGAAGAUAUGGAAGAGGAGAUCGGUGAUAUAGAUCCACUCCCAUUUCCUCUCACAACAGACGUGCUGCGCGAACGGGAAUUCCGUAAAGGUCGCCAUAAAGCUCACACAAGCUGUAAACCGUGUGCCGUAGACAUCCCACCUAUAGCUAAUAUGGGCCGAGCUCCAGGAAACUUAGCAAAACGUCCUACCUCCACUGCAGCCACAAGUGGAAACCAUAUCAUCGAUAUCGGCACUGGGACAAUUCAGGGUGAAUUAGCCGCUCAAAGCCAUACUGACAACGAACGCCGCGACUCGAAUUCAACUGUAAAUGUUUCAUUAGCUACAGCUGUUUCCAUGCGCUCUGGUUUGGACCAUUGUGAACCUGUGGACGAUACUGAGCGCGAUAGCACAGGCUCUCCUACUGACACACUCCGACCUUUGUCAGGAUAUACAGCUUGUCGUCUAUCUUAUAGCUCCUCCUGGCUUCCAUCCGCUCCAGUUCAUAGCCACACAGUUCCUAAAAUCCUUCAUGGCGGCAAGAUGAUGGGGCAGUAUCUCCAACUGUCACGGCGAACGGCGUCAUUCACUUCCUUUGUGUCUUCACCUUCGCCAGUUUCCGAGCCUGAAACUUCACCGUGCAAUAUGCCUCCAGUAUCAAACGCUGUCAAGUUUGGCCAGCGGCAAUCCGCAUCAUCCAUAACAUCUAUGGCAUCAAUAGCCAACAAAAUGAAGGGGCCUCCACUCUCAGCUGCAAGUAUGUCUGAAACUGAGCUGGAGAAGGCGCAAAUACUUAGAUCCCGUGAAGCUGUCGAGAAAUUCAUACGAAAAGCAAUGGAUAAGUCAUACAGCUGCGAAAAUAAAUGCGAAAUCAAUGGCGAUGACAUCGUCAUCGUUGAUAAUGCUUCUGAAGGUACUACCGAUAGUGAUAGCAGUAUUGACGCAAGGGUAGCAGAGGGUAUCUCUCCUGCUGUUCCUUUACACUCACUGCCGGUCACCCCAUUAUCUCUAACCUUGCCUCCGCCUUUGCUUGUUGCCCGCAACAACUCCCCACCAAGGACUCGCAAUGCUUCACUGGCCCCAGGCACUACUCGUUGCUUUUCAAGAGUGGGCCAGCCAGGAAGUAUUACUACUACGUUUGUUAAAAGAAAUGGGUCGUUGCACAUACCAUUGAACAUCCCUCCAAGCCCUAGUUUUGGCCAAUAUACGGCCUAUCCAUUCCCAGGGGUUCAAGACCAAUACUCGCACCACCGCCAUGGAUCUGGAUCUUCGAUGUCAUCCUCAAGAAAGUCGUCAACCCCGUCAUUACGCGGGGCUCUAGCUCCAGCGCUAGGACAUGACAGAUCCAUGUCUCUGUCUGAAAUUACUAAAGGGCUGAAAAAUCUGGAUGAAUCCCUUGGCCUUCCAGUUGCCAUUGAUCAAAAGCAGGCGCCACAAAUUAUCUCUGCUUCUGAUAAACCUAAUGCCAUUGCUGCCGGCACGACCAUUGCUACUACCUACACUGGCUCUACUAAUGUACACCAAAAAAGCCGAGAACUAGAAUCAAAAGCAGAACUAGGCCUGAGUUCGGUUGCUAGUGGUGUGCCUAACGCACCAGAAUGCGCUAUAAGCUACAAUCGUGUCCUUAGGAACUUGGCCAAGAGCAAGCGACGGCAACACCAACGACAGGGGCCAUAUUUGGCCUCGAGGAGAACCAUCAUCAACAAGGCAGUGAUCUGCUCAAGCUCAUCCCAAGUGUGUAAUGGCCAUAGCGAAGGCGUUAGCGAUAGUGAAGACGACGCCGAUAACGAAGAAGAUGAUGACAUGCAUUGUGAUACUGAGACCAUGGGCGCUAUCUCGCUUGAAGGACUGGUCUGUGGUGAGAGUAUUAGGAGCCAGUAUAGCUCUGAGGUCUACAAUACUAUGACAAAUACGCCGAAGGACGACCGUGAGAUGGUGCAGAGUGUGGUUCUCCAGGCUCUGCAGAUGAGUGGCAGAAAUAUGAGCCAUGUCAGCAUAGACCACAAUGAUACCGAAAGAGCACAGCUUCGAAGCAUCGACCAAUCAACAAUUGAACCGCUGCAGCCAUUAUCACCGCUCCGAAAUUCUGAUUACGGUCACUGCCGAAGUUCAUCUGGGGCUGGAUGUGUGAGCCAAACGCGGCAGGUUCGCGCCACGGGAAGCGAUCCCAAUCUGCAAAAGGCAUUCCCAUGCUUCCGGCUCGUCCCUAGGGAGGGCCCGCGAAUACGGCCUGGAUCAGAUCUUUACAGCGAUAGAGAUGACCAAGAUGGAGAAGCACUUUGUGAUGACUCCCAAAGAGCAAAAGGGGCAUCAUGCGCCAGUGUUAGCGGCAGUGCAUGCGUUCCCCAGGCCUGUUGCCAUCAUCAUAACCACCGUCAAAAGCCUCCACUUUAUAUUGAAGCCUGGCGCAAGAGUGCUGCAGACGUUAUCUCAACAUUUCUAGAGGUCGAUCCUGCAAGGCCAGACUCACCCAUGAUGCCGCCACGCAUGGGUUAUAGCAGUAAAGGCAGUAAAACCGCAUCGGAACCUAUUAAUACUGGCCAUAUUGUUGGUGCAGCGGCCAAGGCAAACACAUCGAGAAAAAAUUCCUCUUCCUCUUCAUCGUCAUGCUCACAUCAGCCCAAGUCUCAAGUGAAGAAGCGGCUCAAGAAUAAGGUAUCCUCCCUGGCUAUUGCGCAUCGUAAACAGCCGAGCGAUUGUACUGAAAUUUAUAGCGCUAGCCUCGAUCGAAUGAUUGCGUUGCCAAGAGGCACCCCUCCAACAUCUGCAGCCACCAAAACGCUAGGUGUUUCGCCGCAUGUAUCAUCAGUAUGCGAAGACUCAGGCAAUGGUCCUACUAAAGAGGAUGUCGAACCAUUGAUGUCAGCACGUGCUUUGACGAUCAUAGGGUCUUUACCCCCGGCUCCAAUGGCGGCUCCGCCAACCCCGCCCGAAAGUAGAUAG
Lobosporangium transversale is the source of this 3999-nucleotide messenger RNA. RefSeq lists its product as hypothetical. The record is from RefSeq and is a predicted model, not a curated record. NCBI's taxonomy places the organism in Eukaryota, Fungi, Mortierellomycota, Mortierellomycetes, Mortierellales, Mortierellaceae. The transcript has 5 exons. Bases 1 to 3999 code for a protein of 1332 amino acids.